Messenger RNA from Poeciliopsis prolifica (blackstripe livebearer), 2234 nucleotides. RefSeq names its product patatin-like phospholipase domain-containing protein 4. Gene Ontology annotation, molecular function: retinyl-palmitate esterase activity; triacylglycerol lipase activity. The record is from RefSeq and is a predicted model, not a curated record. Gene Ontology annotation, biological process: lipid homeostasis; triglyceride catabolic process. Gene Ontology annotation, cellular component: membrane; cytoplasm; lipid droplet. NCBI's taxonomy places the organism in Eukaryota, Metazoa, Chordata, Actinopteri, Cyprinodontiformes, Poeciliidae.
UUUGCCAUUUUUCUUCCGGCAUGAGGCUCCGUACACCUCUUUGCACAGAAUUUCGCUUAGGGACUCCGCCGUCCCUCUCGGAUUUUUGUGCAAUUGCAACGUAGAAUCAACAAUCAAAACAUUACAUUAAGUCAAGUUCCAUCAUUAAAUUAGUAGUUGAUUACAUUUCAAAUACAAUUCUAAACAGGUGGGUUUUUAGUCGAGAUUCAACACUCAGCUGUUUUGGAGUUUUCUGAAAGUUUGCUCCAAAUUUGUGGUGCAUAGAUGCUGAAUGCUGCAUAACAAUGACCAUUCUGAAUCUGUCCUUUGCUGCCUGUGGUUUUAUGGGAAACAUCUAUCUGAUCCACAGAGAUUCAAACUUAAGCAUGGAAGGUUAAAGAAAUUAAUUCAUUUCUGCCAAUAAUUCAAUAAAAAACAUUCUAUUUAUCUCAAAAGGAAAUGAAAUGUUGCUGUAACUAAUAUCAUCUAAUUAUCAUCUAAUUAUCUUCAGAGUUAUUGUGGAUGGUGUUACUGUGGGCAGUAAGUAUACACUAGCUUUCUGUCUUGCAGUAAAUCUGAAGGGCCCUCUGACUGAAGACUGAUGCUGAUUGGAGCAUAAAAUCUGGAGAAUAUCAUAGGACUGGAGAGCAUUGACCAAAAAGAGUGGAUUAAGGAUUCUCUAAUAAGUAUUAAAGAUGCUUGCUCUGAAGGAGUUGAAUGUCUUUGAGACUACAUGAGCAGUCAUUAAAAGUGGUAUUUUGUGUUGACUAUGUAGAAAAACUUGCUUUAUGGUUUGAUUAAUUUUGUCUUUUCCUGUUUCUUGCACCUGGCCAUCUCAGAAAACUGUUCUUUCAGUUCCUUCAGAGCAAUGAUAGAUGAAGGCUUACACCUUUUAUAGAGCAAAUGGUUUUUCUGGAAGUUGUCAUAUUGUUUUGUUUCUGCAGGCAUAACAAUGACCAUUCUGAACCUGUCCUUUGCUGCCUGUGGUUUUAUGGGGAUCUACCACCUGGGUGCGGUGGAGGCCUUUCUUCAUCAUGGAGAUAAGCUGCUGAGCUCCAUGAGGGCCUGUGCAGGAGCGUCAGGUGGAGCGCUGGUGGCUGCUGUCCUCAUCACAGCUCCAGAUAAGCUGGAGCACUGCAAAAAGUUCACCUACAAGUUUGCUGAAAGUGUGAGACAACAGAGGUUUGGAGCCAUCACACCAGGAUUCAACUUCAUGCUCAUUCUACGGGAAGCACUAGAGGAGAUUCUGCCAAGUGAAGCUCACAAUCUGGCCAGCAACCGACUUUAUAUCUCUAUAACUCACUGUAGGAGUGGGAAGAACCACAUCGUUUCCAGGUUUCCCUCCAGGGAUGAGCUCAUAAUGACUCUGCUUGCCAGCAGCUUUGUGCCUCUCUAUGCCGGGCUCAGACCGGUGGAGUUCAAUGGACAGGUAGCUCCACACUCACUGACUUUUAUUAAAUGGAUUGAUGGGGGGUUUACAGACAGCCUGCCCAUCCUGCCUGUGGGAACCAUCACUGUGUCUCCCUUUGCUGGACUGCAGGAUGUGUGUCCUGUCCACAGGGGGCGCUUCAACACUCAGCUCAGCCUUGUUAACAUGAAAAUUAUGUUUUCCAUUGACAACAUUAAACGUCUGAACCAGGCUUUGUUCCCUCCGUCCCUCAGCACCAUGUAUGCCAUAUGUGAGGAAGGUCACACUGAUGCUAUGCGGUUCCUGAAGCGAGAAGACCUUAUGAUCUGACUGCUAUAACCCUCAGGAAGCAAAGCACAAUUUCCAGGAGACUCCCGACUUUUCAGGGUUUUAUAAUAGUGUAAAUGAGGGAAGACGCUCAUCUUCUGCUGACUGGAGCAGAACAUCAUGAAGACACCUCAUUUGGACAUGGACUACUCAUCAAUUUUCCAAGAAGCCGUUUAAUUUUCAUAACUGAAGUACUGUGAGAUCAUGGAGUCUGGAAGCUUUGAAAAGUGUUUGAUGUUUCUGCAGGGUUACUGUUUGGUUUUCCUCCAGCAGGUGGAAAACAGGUGGUCAGCUGAGAAAAGCUCCCAUUGCUAAUAUAUAUUAUUGGUAUGAAAUGAUGGUCAGAAUUACAAUAAUUUAUGUAAAAUUUAUUUGAAUGACUGUUCUAUCCAUCCUACUUAACUAAGGAACUCAGAAGGAACUUCUUCAAGAAAUUCUUUCCCCUCUGUUUUUUGCAACUGUUUGCUCUUUUUCUUUAUUUUAACCUUAUAUUUCUUGAUAUUUAACCUAAUAAAUUUUU